Dermatophagoides farinae (American house dust mite) is the source of this 1439-nucleotide messenger RNA. RefSeq names its product MYG1 protein C27H6.8. Lineage: Eukaryota; Metazoa; Arthropoda; Arachnida; Sarcoptiformes; Pyroglyphidae. Gene Ontology annotation, cellular component: nucleus; cytoplasm. The record is from RefSeq and is a predicted model, not a curated record.
UAAAUGGAUAUAAAAAUUAAUGGCCACACAAAAAAAUGAAUGUUAAUCAAUCAUCAUUGUAUUUACGAUUGAUCAGUGCUAAAUUAUAGUCUUAAUUUCAUUUAUUUAAAUUUUCAGAAUUGAUUGACAAUUUCAAUUCACUGGAAAACCAAGCACUAUAGACUGAUAGAAAUAAUAACUAUCUUGUAUAUAUGGUGCAAGUACUCGAAUUCGGAACUUGAUUCAAGCAUUGGAAGAAAUAGCAAUGAGGUUAAACACGUGUAAAGCAUUCUACCGAACAUUCAAAACUCUGUCAAAUGCUCAUGAGGUUUUUGGCCUAUUCACUACCCAUCGAUUACUGAAUCCUGUAUUAAUCAACCAAAAGUCAUUUGUAGUCAUGUCAACCAUUGCCGAUAACAGUAUGAAAAUAAUAAAAAUAGGCACUCAUAAUGGUACAUUUCAUUGUGAUGAAUCGUUAGCAUGUUUUAUGAUCAAGAAAUUACCAUCAUUUGAGAAUGGCAUAAUCAUUCGAUCACGUGAAACAAAUGAACUGAAUUCAUGUGAUAUUGUUGUCGAUGUUGGCGGUAUUUAUGAUCCUAAUUCUAAACGAUUUGAUCAUCAUCAAAAAACAUUUGAUAAGACUUUAGUGGAUAUAUUUCCUGCGAAAAAUCCCAAAAUUGGCAAUAUUAAACUAAGUUCAGCUGGUUUGAUUUACGCUCAUUAUGGUCACGAAAUUUUGGCUCGCAUAUUAGAUUGGAACAAAGAUGAACAACGAACUGAUAUCAUUUUUGACAUGGUUUAUGAAAAUUUUGUGAAAGAAGUCGAUGCAAUUGAUAAUGGCAUUAAUAUGUACCAAGGUGAACCCGUCUAUCAUAUUCAUACUCAUCUAUCACAACGUGUUGCAAAUCUUAAACCUCAUUGGAAUGAAAAAGAAACGCACGAAAUUCUUUAUGAACGUUUCUUGAAAGCUGUAGAUCUUUGUGGACAAGAAUUUGUUGAAUGUGUAAAUUAUUAUGGACAUGCUUGGUAUCCAGCCCGACAAAUCGUAAUGGAAGCAUUCAAUAAACGAUUUGAACAUGAUCCUAGUGGUCGUAUUGUCGUACUCAAUGUUGGUCUGCCGUGGAUACAGCAUUUAAUUCAGAUUGAAUCAGAAAAUAAUGUUGAUGGUCAGAUAGCAUUUGCCAUCUUUCCGGAUCAUGAUGGUUGGCGUAUACGUGCCGUACCCAUAUCUGAAUCAAGUUUUGAAUUACGUAAUCCACUCAAAGCCGAAUGGAGAGGUUUGCCAUCUGCAGAUAUAUGCCGUAUUUCCAAAAUAGAGGGUUGUACAUUUGUCCAUUCAACCGGAUUUAUUGGCGGUAAUCAAACUAUUGAUGGAGCAUUACAAAUGGCACGCGAAAGUUUACAAUGUAAAAAAAUGAAAAAUUCUGACAAUUAAAAUUUUUAUUUUAAAAAAUUUCAAA